CAAAGGGACUUUCCAUAUGUAUUUGGUGGUGAUAUUUUUAUACUUAUUUUAAGUAUUAAGUCUAUAUAAAAAAACUUUUGGGAGUGCAACAAAUUCUGAUGACUACUACAUUUUGUCUUUUUCUGUCCUAAGAUAGGGUCAUAUUAGUGAAAUUUCAGCAAAGUUUUGGUGAAUAAGGCCCAUUGUCUAUUUGUUUAAAUAAUGUUUAAAGCACAGCUCAACAUGGCAACAUUUGCUUGGACCCAAUUGCAUGGUUUGCUAUUGAUAUGACUGGAAUUUGCUGAACAAUGAUAACUGUGACCACACAUUUAGCCAUUAAAGGGAUAGUUCACCCAAAAAUGAAAGUUCUAUCACUUAUUACUCACCCUCAUGUCGUUCCAAACCCAUAAGAACUUUGUACAUCUUCAGAACACAAAUUAAGAUAUUCUAUCUAUUCUAGAAUCUUACAUUGAUGAAAUCCGAGAGGUUUCUGAAAGCAUAGACCGCAACGCAACUGACACGUUCAUGACCCAGAAAGAGAACCAUGAGCACUGUGGAGGAGGAGCCGGACCACAUGAUACCAUGAAGAGAAGCCUGCAGGUCCUGCCCCACCAGCUGCUGAGUGUUCUGCUGAUUCUGUCUGUGCCAGUUGGGCUGGUGUUCUCCACUGAGGAGCUUCAACCCAGCCAAACCCCUCGGAAUUUUGUCUCGAUGUCAACGAGCAGCAGAACCCUCGCCACCCUCUCACCGGGACCCUUGAGCUGGCAGGAGGGUUCCAGGACUGGGGAUUUGCACAUCCAGUCACUGGCCUCUCUAGAAGCCAUCAGUAGACCCACUACUGUCCACUCAUUCCAGACACCGAAGAACACUGUACCAUCUGCCAUAAUUCAAACAACAACAGUAGGGGUGCAUAAUUUUGGUUCCAGGGAUCGGGCACUACCUAGAGUCCCUCUUCCAGAAGCAGAAGCACCCCAAUUGACCUCUAGAAGCAUGGUCAAUAGAACAAGCUCUGGGUUUUUCACCACUAAAACCCAAGACCAGAACUUUAGCACUAAUACCGACAAGCCGAGUACAAUCAGUAGAAAGCCAGUGGACCAAGCCACAAAUUCUGGCUCGGGUCAUUCUUUUCUCUCAGGGACUGAAAGUGAUCUGGGCCCUGGUGUCGAGGACAUUUCAGGGACCACAGACACAGGAGAGAUGAAAGAGAAGGAGCCCAUUGAACAUCCACCAUCACCUUCAUUGUCUUCAAACUUCAAAACCCACAAAAGGCAGAACACGGAUAAGGAGGCUUCGCACCACACCAUUACAUUGCGCGACGUGUCUUCAAUGGAGAAUCCCACUCUCCCAUUGGAAACGAUGGGAAGAGCUUUGGCACAAACUGGCAUCCAGUCUCCUCCCCCAGCUCUAGCCCUGCCUUCUAACCAUGUUACAACAUCCAAUCCCACUUCUUCAGCGGAGAGCGGAAACUUUGUGGAAAUCCAAGGUGGUGGAACAACCAAUAUGACCACUGAUUCUCUUGUCUCUAUAAAUUAUGCCACAGAUGUUAUCAACAGCACUGAUGCCUCAUGGUCUGCAGCAAAUGAUUCGAACAUCUCAGAGGCACCCUCCACAGCUAGUGGGAGCUUCAUGAACAGGCAGGUCCCAGCCACCACGCAAGGCCCAUGGGGGUCUGGGAACCAGUCGGGUCCUGCACUGGAUCCUUCUCACGAAAAAAACACCAUCUGCCUGGACAAAAUGGACAUUGUGUGGUUGGUUCUUGCCAUUAGCGUGACUGUCUCCUCAUGCUCCGUGCUGCUUACCGUAUGCUGUAUGAGGAAAAAGAAGAAGUCUGCAACUCAGGAGAACAACUUGAGCUACUGGAAUGAUGCCAUCACCAUGGAUUACUUCACCCGCCAUGCUGUGGAGCUCCCACGCGAGAUACAAUCACUGGAGACUGAGGAACAAGAGACGUGUCUGCCCCCUAAUGGUGACUACAGUGACAGCGGCGUGGUUCUGGUUAACCCCUUUUGCCAAGAGACUCUCUUUAUCAACAGAGACAAGGCUUCUGAUAUCUAAACAUGCUAUAUUAAAAGGAGACAAAAUCCUUGAGGAUUUUACAGUCCCUUUUAUUUGCUCGCAUUUUUUAAGAAUAUAUAUAUAUAUAUAUAUAUAUAUAUAUAGAUAAAUAUAUAUACAUAUACGUGGUGGACCUUCAGAGACUGCGGUUUAUAUACAGUAUGAAACUGGUUUCAAGGAGAUGAAAGAAUAUUACAAAACAGAACAAAUGCUAUUUACUAUGAGGGGGAGCCCCUGCAUAUUUUUCUGAUGUGGAUUUUCUACAGACGCUUCAUUGUGAUAAGGGUUUUUAUGUCUUUUUUGAAUAAAAACAAUAAGUGUGGUUGCUCUUAUGUUCCAGUGGCUUUGGUGGUGCAAAGUGCUGAGAAACAUGACGCGUGGUGUAAGGAUGCUUGUGUGACGUUACCCAAAACACUUAAUAUGAUUACUUAAAAAAGCCUGCCGCACUUGAAUUCUGUAUGUAAGGGGGAUGCAGGGGUAAAGGGCAUUGAUUCUGGAAUGCUUCUGGAAUGGGUCCAAUGGGUACUGCAGCAACCCUCGCUUCCCUCGUGGAGGAAUUUGAGUUGAUUGCCUGUUUGCAUUUGAUGGAGGAUGAAUCAUGACUUUCUGAGAUGAUUUGUCCCCAGUUGAGUCACCAGCCAAAAGACAAAACGACAAUUGUCCCAUUCCUUAGAUGUUCGAGAUGUUUUCGUGUGCGUAUAUGUCUUGUUGCAUGCAUCUUUUCUGAUUUGAGGUGUAUGUGUGUCUAUAGACUAGAUGUCAAACAGGAUUUGGUUUCUAUCAAGAUUUCGUUGUUAAAAACACCCUAAAAUUCCAUUUGCGUUGACACAGUUGCACAAGCAAGUAGAAAAAUGCUUAAAUGCCAAUGAAAUGCCUCAUACAAAGCCCUUUGUAUGGUAAUGUCAGUGUGCUCCACAUUUCACAUCAUAUCUGUUCAUGUUGUAUGUGUUUGUGUUCAACUUCCAUAAGCAGGGCUAAGCAUUAUACUGUAUAGUGGAAAUGCAUUCUGUUUUUUUUUUUAUUAAACCUCUAUAUUUGUUUAUUCGCUAUGACAUGCUCUGAUGAAAAUGGCACUAUUAUUGCUUAACAGGUUGGCUAAAUCUAUAUAUAUAUGUAUAUAUAUAUAUAUAUUUUGUUAGAAGACAUGUUUUUCUUAGUGGGUGAAUGAGUGUGCUUGUGGUUCUGUCUGUCUAUCUCUGUCCCUUGUGUGAACAUUGACGAGAAUAAAUGAGACCAAAAUGAAUUUCUCUUUGAUUCUCAGUGCUUACUGCUGUAUUGUACAGUUUUUUAGAUGAAUGUCAAUGAUAUCACUGGAUAUAAUAGAGUGUAAUUGUUAGAUAUAAAUACAUACAGAGAACCUAUUUUAUUUUGUACUUUCUUUGAACACGUCACUGAGGUUGGUAACAUGUUUUAAGACCAUAUCAUUUUUUUUUUUUUUUUACAUAUCCCAUUUAUUUUUCUGUAUGCUUAGCAGAUUUUAUAUAAAUAUUGUUUUAAAUGAAUUUGUAGAUUGAUGUUUUCCUUUUCUUCUUUUUUUCAUUGUUUCCGUCCAUUUAUUUUGUGCUGGCAUGAGUUUUAGAUAUGUAAGGAGAGGGAGGUAAUUGCUCAGCUGACAGAAAAAAAAAAUCGCUCUUGCAUAUUAUGAAUCAUGUCUAAUCUUUUGUAGCACAUAAACUGUACUUUUUACUGCUGAGCAAUACAAAUAAAACAGCUUUG
Molecule: messenger RNA, 3750 nt
Organism: Onychostoma macrolepis
Lineage: Eukaryota; Metazoa; Chordata; Actinopteri; Cypriniformes; Cyprinidae
Gene: tmem108
Product: transmembrane protein 108
Exons: 5
Coding region: 505-2034 (509 amino acids)
Biological process (GO): postsynaptic density organization; retrograde axonal transport; dendrite extension
Cellular component (GO): postsynaptic density; endosome membrane; early endosome
Source: RefSeq, a predicted model, not a curated record